CGGAGAGAGAGAGAGAGAGAGAGAGAAAAUUUGACAAGAGCAGGAAAAGGGAGGAGCGCAGACAGGAGACUCUCUGGCUUGUCUGUCUGUUGGGCACCUGGGACACUGUCAUUGUGCUUCUCGGUAUAGUAUUUUUUUCUCUCCUUCUCUGAACCAGCCGACCGGUCGGGAGUCCUUUUUCCCCCCCUCUCGGUGCCGUAUCAAUUAGGAACUGGGAUUGUUUCUGUGUAAUCUGCUCUGCUCUGGCUGAACCGUUAUAGACUGCGAAUGCUUCUUUGGUUUGUUCCUGCCCGCCUCUCGGCGUUCCGAUUCGGACCCUCCCCAAAGUGCAUCUGUUAGUGCGCCGCUGAGGAUAUAUCCUGUGUCCAACAAUACAACAUAGAGCAGCUGGGAUAUCAGACUAUAGAGGCGCGAGAGAGAGAGAGAGAGAGAGAGCAGCCGAGUGAGCAACAGAGAGAGGCAGAUACAGAGAGUGCGAGAGAGAUUGAAGCCGAGCAGCGAGGUAAGCUAUAGCGAGACGGCGUAGAUAGAAAAGUGAUCUUCAUAUCCUCCUCCCUUUUUCCUUGUUUUUCCUUUUUUCUCCUCUACUACACUCUCCUGUGCCAGCAAUUUGUUCGCAGGACUGCCUGGAACCACUGCCACCUGCUCAUCUUCCUCCUCCUCCUCUUCCUCCUCCACCUCUCUUGUCACGCGUUACUAUUCGACAGCCAGCCAGUGAGGGAAAGACAGGAGACGCAGACAGGGCACGCAGCAGCAGCGUCUGUUUUUUUUUCAAACUCUUGUGGGGAAUAUUUUUGAGGAACCCGAAUGAGCAUCCGCCGAGCUCUACUCCAGGAGAUUUAACUGAAAGGCGUCGUCGGGCAGGAACUACCCCCACAGAGGCGACCCCUCUCCCAGCCACUCUCUGUCAGACGAACCCUGCUUGCUCUCCGGAGGACCAGCAGUGAUUCAACACACCAGUGUGGACGGGGGAAAACAAGGGACCUACAGUCAGAGAGCCGAGCCCCAGUACUACUACCGCUCGUCCGACCGCCUCCGCGCAACCAUUCCCUGCCACGGCGCUAAGGAUUCCAGCUAUAUGGGCAAGCGAUUGGAACAGCAACCAAUGUACCCUCAGUACACAUACUACUACCCCCACUACCUCCAGACCAAGCAGCCCUAUGCUCCACCCCCUCACCCCAUGGCUCCGCCCAGCCCCAGCCAUAACAGCUGCAGUCAUGGUGGAUCCGAGCAGCUGAGUAAAACUAACCUGUACAUCCGAGGCCUGCCCCCGGGGACCACGGACCAGGAUCUCAUCAAGCUCUGCCAACCAUAUGGGAAAAUAGUGUCAACCAAGGCCAUUCUGGACAAGAACACCAACCAGUGCAAAGGAUAUGGCUUUGUGGACUUUGAUAGCCCGGCUGCAGCACAGAAGGCGGUGUCGUCUCUCAAAGCCACCGGGGUGCAGGCUCAAAUGGCCAAGCAACAGGAGCAGGACCCCACCAACCUGUACAUCUCCAACCUGCCGGUGUCCAUGGAUGAGCAGGAGCUGGAGAACAUGCUGAAGCCCUUCGGUCACGUCAUCUCCACGCGGAUACUGAGGGACGCCAACGGGGUCAGCAGAGGGGUCGGCUUCGCCAGGAUGGAGUCCACGGAGAAAUGUGAAGUGGUGAUACAGCAUUUCAAUGGGAAAUACCUGAAAACCCCACCAGGCAUUCCAGCCCCCAAUGAGCCUUUGCUGUGCAAAUUCGCAGACGGAGGGCAGAAGAAACGCCAGAGCCAGAGCAAGUACCCACAGAACGGGCGGCCGUGGCACAGGGAAGGCGAGACUGGUAUGCAGUUAACAUAUGAUCCUGCUGCUAUGCAGAAUGGGUUCUACACCUCGCCUUACAGUAUCGCCACCAACCGCAUGAUCGCACAGACGUCCAUCACGCCCUUCAUCGCUGCUUCCCCCGUCUCCACAUAUCAGGUCCAGAGUACGUCAUGGAUGCCUCAUCAACAAUACGUUAUGCAACCUACAGGUGCAGUGAUCACCCCAGCCAUGGACCACACCAUGUCCAUGCAGCCUGCCAACAUGAUGGGCCCGCUCUCCCAGCAGAUGAACCAUCUGUCCCUGGGCACUACAGGAAGUUACAUGACUGCUGCGGCUGCCGGGGCACCUAUGCAAGGGACCUACAUUCCUCAGUACACUCCUGUGCCUCAGACAGCCGUCCCCGUUGAAGGAGUGGUCACGGAUGCUUCUCCUCAGUCGGUGGCCCCCUCAUCGCAGGAUGUGAGUGGGCAGCAGCAGCAGAUCCAGGUGGAUGGCUCCAGUGACCUUGUUACUGCUUACUCAUACCAGUCCAAAUAGCGACCGGCGCGGAGAAUAUUCCUGUGACAGCGUUGCCUUGCAACAGAGGGGUUGGCUGCACUGAGAAUGCGGAGAGAAGAGGGAUUGCUUCCAGAUUGCCCAGGCACCAAAAAAUAGACACUUUUUUUCCAUUUCAUACCUGGAAGAGAGGAGGGGUGGGGGGGUGGGGGUGGAGUCGCUGGGCACAGUGCAAAGUGGUGAAAAUGUUUAGUCUGAGAACAUGCCUGGUGGACUGGGCUUGAGCUUGAGUUGGUUCUUCAAGAAAUUUCUCAACUGAAAAAAAAAAGUACAAAAAAAUACAAAAACUAAUUGAAAUGUUGAACGCGCAGGUAGGUGAUGAGGUUUAUUUUGUAAUUAGAAAAAGGGGAGUCAAAGUUUGAGAUACACAGAGAUUGUCUUCCUCAGAUAUUAAGCUACGAUUUCUUUUCACUCUUUUUUUUGGGAUUUCUCGUGUAAAAUUUUAGUUUUCUAGAUAUAUUCAAAACAACUGUUUUUCUUUCUUGAAUCUUCAUGGCCUUAAUUUUAAGGGUGUCAGAGGACUUUUUACAGAGAGUUAAGUCUGGCGUCUCGUUGAAAAUAAAAAGCGAACUAAAUCAGUCUCUUGGACCACUGUGAUGGUACAAGAUACUGCCGGAGUUGAGCUAGAGACAUAAAAAAAAGAAGAUCUAUCACAUAAACUGUACAGAUUUAAUAGAGAAGAGUUUUUUUCUGUUCUUCAUUAGAAGAAAACUUUGAUAAAUAAUUAUGUCAGAGGUAACUGAGUGUUAGAGAAAAAACGAAAUGUCUGCCGAGGAAAAGAGGGGGAGAAGAUAAGGCUUUGAAGAGAUUAUUCAGAAUUAGGAGGGAAAAAAGACACUGCGUUGUAGAAAAGGCAGUCUGUUGCAAAUGCUGAACUUGUUUUUUAUGGUCAUAAAUAUAUAAUUUUAUGGCAAGA
Oncorhynchus tshawytscha (Chinook salmon) is the source of this 3263-nucleotide messenger RNA. RefSeq names its product RNA-binding motif, single-stranded-interacting protein 3-like. The transcript is spliced from 14 exons. Bases 1079 to 2329 code for a protein of 416 amino acids. Gene Ontology annotation, molecular function: poly(U) RNA binding; mRNA 3'-UTR binding; poly(A) binding. Gene Ontology annotation, cellular component: cytosol; ribonucleoprotein complex; nucleus. Lineage: Eukaryota; Metazoa; Chordata; Actinopteri; Salmoniformes; Salmonidae. The record is from RefSeq and is a predicted model, not a curated record.